UUGCGACCUAAAAUACAAGUACAUUUGUAAUGUCCUCCCAUAUCUUGGCAAGGACCCUAGUCGUCCCAGUGGAGAGAGACUGUCUGAAAAUGUAGUGAUGAUUCUGAUGGAACCAUUCCUAGACAAGGGCAGAAAUGUUACCACGGACAAUUUCUUCACAUCGCUGUCACUUGCGCAUAAACUUCUUAGCCGGAAAACCACCAUCCUCGGCAGUCAACAAGAUUCGCCGGGAAAUCCCUCAAUCCGCUAGACACACAGAUCGCAAUGAAUUCACCACUCAGGUGUUUUCAACCACUGCUGCUACGCUGACGGCGUAUGCGCCCAAACGGAAGAAGACCGUCUACAUUCUUAGCAGCAUGCACAGCGUGAUUCAGACUGAUAAUACCACCAAAAGGAAGCCAAACACUGUCACCCUUUACAACACCACAAAGUGCGGCGUGGAUGUGAUGGACCAGAUGGUGCGGGAGUACACUGUCCGCACAGGGACACGGCGCUGGCCAGUUGCCGUGUUCUAUAACAUGAUUGACAUGGCAGCACUGAAUGCACAUGUGCUGUAUCAAGCAUGCACCGGAAGGCAGGAAAGACGGGUGGACUUCCUGGUGGAGCUUGCAAGAGAGUUGGCUAACUCUCAUAUGUGUGCGAAGAAGGCAAGAAAAGAACAAUUGCUUCGGACACAACCCUCCACACCUAGCCCUGGAAAAAGAGCCGUGUGUCAGGUCAAACACCAAUGCAAGAACAAUCUUGCCACUGUGCGAUGUGUUCACUGCUACAGAUACACAUGUGGUAAAUGCAGACGGGAGAUACCAUGGCAGUGCCAGGAUUGUGAGUGAUUGCUGGAAUGUACUCACUUUUUAAUAUUAUUUGUAAAUAUGUGUACAAAUGGUUGGUUUCUUUAUUUUAUUUUGUACUAUUUUUAUCAAUAAAUCUCAGCAACAAAGGAAAAAAAAAAACAUGUGUGUUGAUUUCUCCCUAAGAUGGCAAAGUGAAACACAAGUUUCCUUGAAGUGGCUCAGUUUGGCCCCACA
This is a messenger RNA of Tachysurus fulvidraco (yellow catfish), 1025 nucleotides long. RefSeq lists its product as uncharacterized. The coding region runs from base 135 to 830 and encodes 231 amino acids. The transcript is spliced from 2 exons. NCBI's taxonomy places the organism in Eukaryota, Metazoa, Chordata, Actinopteri, Siluriformes, Bagridae. The record is from RefSeq and is a predicted model, not a curated record.